Messenger RNA from Sorex fumeus (smoky shrew), 1371 nucleotides. It is a transcript of the gene FBLL1, whose product is annotated as fibrillarin like 1. The coding region runs from base 61 to 1371 and encodes 436 amino acids. Gene Ontology annotation, biological process: box C/D sno(s)RNA 3'-end processing; rRNA methylation. Gene Ontology annotation, molecular function: rRNA methyltransferase activity; RNA binding; histone H2AQ104 methyltransferase activity. Gene Ontology annotation, cellular component: small-subunit processome; box C/D methylation guide snoRNP complex; Cajal body. The transcript has a single exon. Lineage: Eukaryota; Metazoa; Chordata; Mammalia; Eulipotyphla; Soricidae. The record is from RefSeq and is a predicted model, not a curated record.
GCGGUUGCGCGCGCGCGCCGGCCGGCCGGCGGGCCUCCCCGGACAGCCCCGGGGCGCGCUAUGAAAUCGGCUGUGAGCCUGCGCCAGGGUGGAUCGGGCAGCAGCCGGAGCAGCAGCUGGAGCGGACGGCGCGAUGGCAGUAAGGGACGCAGAGACGAUAGCGGCCGCUCGGGGAGCAAGGGGCGCUCGGGGAGCAAGGGGCGCAGCUCCAGCGCCAAGGGGCGGCGCGCCGGCGGCUCGGGGCGCAGCGGCGGCGGCGGCAGCGGCUCGGGGAGCCAGGGGCGCAGCGGCGGCGGCGGCUCGGGGCGCCAGGGGCGCAGCGGCAGCAAGGGGCGCCCGGGGGGCCAGGGGCGCUCCGGUAGCAAGGGGCGUCCGGGGCACCCGGGCCGUGCGGGGAGCAAGGGCCGUGCGGGGAAUAAGGUUCAUGCGGGGGGCGCGCUACGUGCGGGGGGUGCCGGUGGGUACGGGGGGCCGCGGGCACGCGGCUUCGGAGGCGGCGGCCGGGGCCGGGGCCGCAGCGGCGGCGGCGGCGGCGGCGGCGACCCCCGCGAGCAGCAGCGGGGUGGGCAAUGGCGCGCCGGCGUGGUCAAGAACAAGAACCGCCGCCGCAAACGCGCCGCCAACCUGAUCACGGUGGAGCCGCACCGGCACGCGGGCGUGUUCAUCUACCGCGGCGGCGCCGACGCGCUGGUCACGCUGAACCUGGUGCCCGGCCACUCGGUGUACGGCGAGCGGCGCGUGACGGUGAUCGAGGGCACCGAGAAGGUGGAGUACCGCAUGUGGAACCCGUUCCGCUCCAAGCUGGCCGCGGCCAUCCUGGGCGGCGUGGAGCAGAUCCACAUCAAGCCCAAGUCCAAGGUGCUGUACCUGGGCGCCGCGUCGGGCACCACCGUGUCGCACGUGUCCGACAUCAUCGGGCCCGAGGGCCUCGUCUACGCCGUGGAGUUCUCGCACCGCACGGGCCGCGACCUGGUCAACGUGGCCAACCGCCGCACCAACAUCAUCCCCGUGCUGGAGGACGCGCGCCACCCGCUCAAGUACCGCAUGCUCAUCGGCAUGGUGGACGUCAUCUUCGCCGACGUGGCGCAGCCCGACCAGUCGCGCAUCGUGGCGCUCAACGCGCACACCUUCCUGCGCAACGGCGGCCACUUCCUCAUGUCCAUCAAGGCCAACUGCAUCGACUCCACCGCCUCGCCCGAGGCCGUGUUCGCGUCCGAGGUCAAGAAGCUGCAGCAGGAGAACCUCAAGCCGCAGGAGCAGCUCACGCUGGAGCCCUACGAGCGCGACCACGCCGUGGUCAUCGGGGUCUACCGCCCCUCGGGCAAGAGCGGCGGCGGCGGCGGCGGCGGCGGCAGCAGCGGCGGCAACUAG